CUCUCCAUGCCCAUCUGCCUGCAUUUCACAUCUCUCUCAGGAGGCCAGCUCCCUUGGUGUAACUCUUCCCUCUCCAAGAGAGGAAAAAGAAGGUUCUAAAAAUAACCCACAGGCCCUACAGGUUGGGUGUGUUAGAUGCUGAGAGGCUGCAGUCUGGGGCAGGGCUCCGCGCUGGGAGGCUAUGUGAGCUCUAUGGGCUUUUUCCUCCUCCAUUGAUCAGGAGUGGGGAAGGCGGACCCUCCGACGCCGCCGUCAAGCUGCUCGGCUGCGUCAGAGUCCAGCUGAGCGAAAGAACAGGGGAACCAGGAAUAAAAAGGAAAGAUGUUCUGAUAUGCCGGGAAAGCAGUGCUGAGAGUGUCAGUGAGAUAGACCUGCGUUGUGCACAUCGCGGACGGACGGACAUGGAGGGCGCCACGGAGGAAGAAUACAAAGAGAAAUUAUUAUGGAACGUCAAACGGGAGGUGAAACAGAUUAUGGAGGAAGCAGUGACUAAGAAAUUUGUCCACGAAGACAGCAGCCACAUCAUUGCUCUGAGCACUGCCAUUGAGGCCUGCCUGAGCCAUCUCCUGAAGAGACGGGCAGCUGGUUUUCUCCGCAGUGACAAGAUUGCUGCCCUCUUCACCAAGGUCGGUAAAGUCUACGACACUGCCGGCGAAGUUUGCCGCCAAGUGCAAGAGCAACUCCAACAGCAGGCUGAUCUCACCAGGAGAACUCAGAGUGUGGGACAUGAACCCCUGAGAAGACAAGGCUCCUCCACCACCAGUCGCCCACCUCAGCCCCUCUCUGCCCAAGCCAUCAAGCACAUCUGGGUCCGUACAGCUCUCUUUGAAAAAGUUCUGGACAAGAUAGUGCAGUACAUCGUGGACAAUUCCAGUAAAUACUAUGAGAGGGAAGCUCUGAUGCAUGACCCAGUCUUCGGGCCCAUCUUGGCAGCCCUUCUGGUGGGGCCCUGUGCUCUCGAGUACACCAAGCUGAAGACAUCAGACCACUUUUGGACCGACCCCUCAGCAAAUGAGCUAGUUCAGCGCCAUCGUAUCCAUGGGGCUCACCGGGGUCAGGGCAAUGCAGCAGGCCGCCGGCCUGCUCUGGGGAUCCGCAAGAGGCAGUCAAGUGGCAGUAUGUCAGAAGACAGGUUUGCGGCAUCAGCGAGGGAGUAUGUGGAGUCUCUUCACCAAAACUCCAGAACACACCUUCUCUAUGGCAAAAAUAACGUCCUAGUGCAACCGAAGAAGGACAUGGAGGUGUUGCGCGGCUACUUGUCACUCCACCAGGCUGGGGAUAACCUGACCCUGAAAUGGACACCCAACCAGCUCAUCAAUGGCACGCUGGGAGACUGUGACCUGGAGAAGAGCAUCUACUGGGACUAUGCACUGACUGUUCCUCUGCGCCAGAUAGUGUGUAUCCACUGUCAUCAGCACUCUGACUGUGGUGGUACCCUGGUUCUGGUCAGUCAGGAUGGAAUCCAGCGACCACCCCUCCACUUCCCCCCUGGUGGUCACCUCCUGGCCUUCCUCUCCUGUCUGGAAACAGGCCUUUUACCGCGGGGCCAGCUGGAGCCCCCUCUCUGGUCCCAAAAAGGCAAGGGAAAAGUGUUCCCCAAACUGAGGAAGAGGAGCAGUACUGCCAGGCUCACUGACCAGGACAAGAAUGGUGAGGAGCAGACAGCUGCUGACUAUGUGUUUCGCAUCGUUUAUCCAGGAUACCGCUAUGAUGCCACAGUCACUAUAAACUACCACCACACCACGGGCAGCCGCGCUCCAUCGCUGGAUGAUGAUGAGGAAGAAGAUGAUAGGCUUCAUGCUAUGAUCUCAAUGAUCUGCUCGCGGAACCUCACAGACCCUAAUGUCAUGAAAGGUUUAGACCACAGGGAAAUGAUGGAGAUGCAGGGUUUCAGAGGAAGCCCAUCAUUGUGGCAACAGGCCGAAGUAACCACUUGUGAGUCCCUGUGCCAGUCCUGCUCCACAGCUGGUAGCAACGUGUCAUUCAACUACUCAGCCGGCUGUACCUGCAUACACGAGCCUUCAGACAUUCACACUAUUCCUCUGAAGAUGCUGUGCCAGAACAUGAAGAGACAGAUAGUCUCCAGAGCCUUUUAUGGAUGGCUGGCCUACUGUCGACAACUGUCCACUGUGCGGACUCACCUGUCAGCACUAGUCAACCACAGCACUGUCCCUCCAGAAAGGCCUUGUGAGGCUUCAGGAGGCCUCAGCAAAGAAGUGUGGAGCAAGUACCAGAAAGAUUGCAAGAACUACAAGGAGCUGGAGUUGCUGAGGCUGGUUUACUAUGGCGGAGUGCAGCAUGAAAUCAGGAAGGAGGUCUGGCCUUUCUUGCUGGGACAUUAUAAAUUUGGCAUGGGCAAAAAAGACAUGAGCCAGAUUGAUGCAAAGAUCAGUGAGCACUACCAGCAGGUGAUGCGGGAGUGGAAGGCCUGUGAGGUGAUCAUCAAGCAGAGGGAGAAGGAGAUGCAUUCAGCCAUCUUUUCCAAGCUCUCCUCAGGCAGCAGCAUCGAUAGUCACGUCCUGCAACUGGUUCACAGAGACUCCACACUGAGCAAUGAGGUGUUUAUGUCAGUAGAUGAUCCGGACGCAGGGAGCCAGGAGACCCCCAGUGGAGAGGACAGCAAUCCCACCAUGACCACCCUGGUCCCCCCUGUUGCCCUCCCCCCAGAGGAGCGUCCUCUGGUGGAGUUUGAUUCCCCUGACUCGGGUCUGCCCUCCAGCAGAAACUACUCAGUAACCUCUGCUCAUUCCCAAAUCCUCUCAAGUAUAGAUGACAGUCAGAGCACAGAAGAGGAAGGAGGGGGUGGGGAGGGGGGCAGGACUCCAGGUAUGCUGGAGGAGUGUCAGGACUCUCUGGCUGAGGCUAGGCUGUGCAGUCAGCUGGACAAACUGGUGAUCAGUGGAGCGGCUGCUGAGGGGUGUUCUCCAUCACUCUCCUCAUAUACGAUUGAGCUGUUGGACACAGUUGCCCUGAACCUCCACAGGAUAGACAAAGAUGUGCAGCGCUGUGACCGAAACUAUUAUUACUUCACCACAACCAACCUGGAGAAACUCCGCAAUAUCAUGUACAGUUAUGUGUGGGAGCAUUUAGAGAUGGGCUAUGUUCAGGGCAUGUGUGACCUGCUUGCUCCACUCAUGGUCAUCCUAGAUGAUGAGUGUCUGGCAUACAGCUGUUUCACUCAGCUAAUGAAGAGGAUGAGUCAGAACUUUCCUAACGGUGGAGCCAUGGACGCACACUUUGCCAACAUGAGGUCACUGAUCCAGAUCCUGGACUCUGAGCUGUUUGAGCUGAUGCAGCAGAAUGGAGAUUACACUCAUUUCUACUUCUGUUACCGUUGGUUCCUGUUGGACUUCAAGAGAGAGCUCCUGUACGAGGAUGUGUUUGCAGUGUGGGAGGUGAUAUGGGUGGCUCCCAGAAUCUCCUCCCAGUACUUUGUGCUGUUCCUGGCCUUGGCCCUGGUAACAGUUUACCGUGAGAUCAUCAUGGACAACAACAUGGACUUCACUGACAUAAUCAAGUUCUUCAAUGAGAUGGCCGAGCGGCAUGAUGUCCAACAUAUCUUGAAGAUAGCACGUGAGCUGGUGCACAAAGUCCAGUCUCUGAUGGACAACAAGUGACUGAAGAGCCAGGUGAGGAGUGGGGGGAUGCUGCAGAGGGAGAGUGUCCAACCCUAGAGGACAUUCAUAUCCUCCCACCCUUCAGAGAGACACUGUUUCCAGGCCUCCUCCUAUCCAGAGCAGGUGUAGUGGGUUCAGGUCUCCUCACUGCCAGCGAGAAGGCCCUGGGAGUGGGCAGGAGUGCUGCUGCAGCCUGGCUUCCACCUGUUUACAUGUACCUUCACAUGGAAUGCCCGUGGUGUCUGUUCAGACAUAUGGAUCUGUCUGCAUGCUUGUGAGUUUGAUCACACUGUGAACACAUUCUUGAGUGUCUCUAGAGCUUGGGUGUGUGCAUGAAAACACACAUACUCCACGUUGACUAUCAAUAUUCAAAUUUCUAGAGUCUCAUGCUUUUCCUGGACUCUGAAACAGAACAGACUGGAGGCCUGUCAGGAAGGCUGCAGUGUUCUCAGUGUCUGAUAGAUGUGUUCCUCCAUGCAACGCCAGUGGAGGCCAGUAGAGUGCAGGAUUUCACACAAUAUUGUCAAAGGAGCAGAAGACCUAGCCACGAAGAAGUCUUCAUUAGUGACCAAAUGGACUGUGCCAACUAGUGUUUUGUACAACAGCAUGUGUUCUUCCUCCCCCUUUUUAUUUCUUUUUUUUGUUUAUACGUCCAUUAUCACACAGAUGUUGCCUUUAUCAGUAAUAGCCCAAGGUACUUUGUUGCACUUGUUUUCUUCAUGGUGCCUGUGAAUGCCUCACCAUAAUCAGUGGGGGCCGGAGGCACCACGAGGCCAAACUCAGGAUGAAUUGCAGCCAACUUUCCUAAGCCAUUCAGUGGUUAAUGCAUGUUUAACCCUUGCUCCAAGAAAAAGAAAGUAACAGCAAAGCACAAUAAUGAAGACAAAAGCACACAGGCCUUCCUCUUUCCUUUGACACCACACUUACACAUCUCUCGGUUGCAGUACCAGGAUUUUAAUUUAGGGCUGUAACUACUCUUGCAAUCACAUCAUCAGUAAUCUCUCUGGAAGUAUUAAAAUUUUAUGGUUAGACACAUUUUAUAUGUUAGGAUUUUAUGUUUUACUCUGGUAUUUGUAGACUACAAAGAAUUACAUAUACAGACACUGUAUACAGUAUCUGUAUACUCUAUCUAGAUAGAUAGAUCUAGACACCAGACAGAGAGAAUUUUUGCCAAAGUUAAUAAAUUACUUACCCUGUAACAAUAGGGCUGACAUUAUUCUAUAUAUUUCUUAUUGCCAACAAAUCCCAUGAUUCCUAACACCAACUGUCCAAACAAAUGUACUCUGGGUGUAAUACUCAGCCUCAAGUACAUCAGCUCCUAAUAAAGUUUUUCCCUGCUUUUGAAACUGUUCCUUCCUGGAUAUGUGCCACCCUGUUCAUAUAAUUCUUGGGAUUUCAUGACUUGAAUGGAAGGAUUUUAGAAACAGACUCUAAAAUAUUUCUAAUCCUACUCUUUCAUACCAUAAUAUGAUAAUAAUGAAACAAUGCUUAAAAGUACAUCUUAAAGGUGAAAAACAGAAUACCGGCGUUUGAGUGGUUGACCUGAGGUUAUUAUUGCUUCAGUGGCAAACAUCAAGCAGCCACUUAAACAGUUUAAGGAGCGAGGUCAUCGUUCUUGGACAUUUACUUGUAACAUAGGGCAGUCUUCUACACUCAAGCAGAACAACUUGUUGAACCAUCAGCAUAGUUUCAAUCUACAGCAGUUUGAUUCUUUUAUGCUUGGCUCAGAUUAUACAUUUUAAGUCUGACAACAGCCUGACACAACGGUUGUAGGGUGUCGGGCACCACAAUCAAUCAUGUAAUCUUAUAGUAAAAGACAACUGUGUGGGACGUCUCAUGUACAUAAAGUGUAGUAUGUCAGAAUUUUUUCACUUUCUGCAACAUGGUGGGCCGAUGCUGACCAAACACUUGCUUCUUUGCUCACAACAUUUUUAGCAUAUUGUACUGAACCAUAUAAAUUAAAAAUCAGCGAUACCGCUAAUUGCUGUGAUUCACAUGCAUAUUGACUUUGACAGUCAGCCUUGUGAAGUAGUUACCCUGGGGCCAGAUAGUUUUCAGUUUUACUACCGGCUUAAAACACUUAUUUUUAACUGCUACUAGUGAUGUGUAAGGAGUUGGCUCUAUGAGCCGACUCUUUUAUGUCAACGAUGAAAGCCAUUUUGGAAAUAACGGUUUUUGUUAAUACACCACAGGAUGAUAGGUGAUCUUUAUGACACAUGGGUCGACCACAGGCACUCCAUGGCCUGACCGAACCUUGUGGUGGUAGAUGUGUGCAUGUGCAACCAAUCAUGUGUGACAACAGACAAGGAUCAUACCAUCGGGUUAAAAGAGGAGGAAUGGGAUUACGGUCUACUGAAUGGACAAGAGGAGAGCACGAACAGCGGAAGAUGAGUGACAAUCGCAAACGAAGUAGCAUUUAUAGUAGAUGCAUUUUAAUAAGAAAGGCAACAUAAAGGCGGAAUGAUAUAGAUGCACACACAUACCAAUCAUAGGUACAUUGCUAAAUCUGGCUGAAUUAUAAAAGCCAGAAGCAGUACUAAAUGAAGAGCCAAUUGGGAGCUGAAAGAAGCUCUUAUAGCAGUGCUGAGCCUAGUGUUGCUUUCGUCAAUGAAAAUUAUGAUUAAAUAUCGUCAACGAACCUUUAUCGCGUGACGAAAACGAGACGAGACACAACGAAAAUGCUGAUCAAGUGACGAUGACUAUAAAUGUAUAAUGCAAUAUUGUUGGCAAAAAAAACGAGACUAAAUGUGGUUUACAAAAUAAAAAACUAUGCUAAAAUGACUCAUUUUCGUUGACCAAAACAAGACGAAACGAAAUGUUAUAACAUUAUUUCGUCUCGUUUAGUUGCGUUAUUAUUUUGCAGUAUUUCUGUUUCCUGUGUCUCACUUCAGGGGCCGCAUCAGGUCACACUGCGCAGACGAAGGCGAUGUCACUUCCUUAAGACCCACGCAUGGCAUUUUUUAGAAGACGACAACAAAGUUAAGUGUGACACAGAGAAAGGGAUCGAUGGCCGGCCAGCCGGGG
Messenger RNA from Monopterus albus (swamp eel), 6641 nucleotides. RefSeq names its product small G protein signaling modulator 2 (gene sgsm2). The coding region runs from base 402 to 3617 and encodes 1071 amino acids. Lineage: Eukaryota; Metazoa; Chordata; Actinopteri; Synbranchiformes; Synbranchidae. Gene Ontology annotation, biological process: activation of GTPase activity. Gene Ontology annotation, molecular function: GTPase activator activity. The record is from RefSeq and is a predicted model, not a curated record. The transcript is spliced from 24 exons.